AUGAUAUUACUGUUAUUAUUAUUAUUAUCAUUGACAUCAUUAUCAUUAUUGUUUCUGGUAAAUACAAGGAAGCUACGUAUGAACAACGAACUGGAUCGGUUUCAUGAUUUAAAGAAGAUUGGGGAAGGUACAUAUGGUGUGGUUUAUAGAGCAUUUGAAAGGAAAGCUGGGAUAGAAGUUGCACUCAAAAAAAUUCGUCUUGAUUCUGAUAGUGAAGGCGUUCCUAGCACCUGUAUAAGAGAAAUUUCUAUACUGAAGGAGUUAGAUCACCCAAAUAUUGUCAAGCUGCGUGAUGUAAUUCAUGCAGGUUCACGUCUGUUUCUCGUAUUUGAAUAUAUAGAUCAGGAUUUGAAAAUUUUGAUGGAAAAGAUAAAACCGAAGCCAAUUCCACUACCGUAUGUUAAGUCGUUUCUUUGGCAGUUACUUCAAGCACUUUCAUACUGUCAUACCCAUCGAGUCGUGCAUCGUGAUCUGAAACCUCAAAACUUACUCGUUAGUAACGAAGGGAUGAUUAAACUAGCAGAUUUUGGUUUAGCAAGGGCUUUUUCAAUGCCAACUAGAGUGUAUACCCAUGAAGUGGUAACUUUAUGGUAUCGUGCUCCGGAAGUUCUUUUAGGCUCAAAGUUUUACUCCUGCGCUGUUGAUGUCUGGAGUUUAGCUUGCAUUUUUGCUGAACUUGUUUCUGCAAGAGUUCUUUUUAAUGGCGACUCCGAAAUAGACCAGUUGUUUAAAAUAUUUCAAGUCUUAGGCACACCAACUCCCGAGGUCUGGCCGGGAGUCGAGAAAUUACCUGACUAUAAUUCGUUAUUUCCAGUUUGGAAGGAUUUUAAACUGGACCGCUGUGUACCUGGGAUUGGGGAAGAUGGGCUUGAUUUGCUUGUUCAAAUGUUGCAAUAUCCGCCACAUAAGCGUGUGAGUACAAAAAUGGCCUUAUGUCAUCGCUAUUUGCGAGAUGUUCAACUUGAUUUGGAACCACUAACAAGCUUGUUACGGGAUUAUUGA
Molecule: messenger RNA, 1002 nt
Organism: Enterobius vermicularis (human pinworm)
Lineage: Eukaryota; Metazoa; Nematoda; Chromadorea; Rhabditida; Oxyuridae
Source: the annotation of a GenBank genome assembly